Messenger RNA from Aspergillus ochraceoroseus IBT 24754, 1123 nucleotides. Its product is annotated as GPALPP motifs-containing protein 1. The transcript is spliced from 2 exons. NCBI's taxonomy places the organism in Eukaryota, Fungi, Ascomycota, Eurotiomycetes, Eurotiales, Aspergillaceae. The record is from RefSeq and is a predicted model, not a curated record. The coding region runs from base 140 to 943 and encodes 267 amino acids.
CUUGACGCAAACCCAAUAUCCAAAUUUCCACACAAGCAAGAAAAUCCGCCCCUAUCUUCCCUAUCUAUCCACCGCCUAAACCACUACUUCCCGCGCAAAGAACCAUCCACCAUCUACUAGGUAGAACCGCACCUCCACAAUGGAUAAACCAGAGAAACGCAAACUGGACACAAAUACGCCGACAGCCCGCGACGAGAAAGACUCCCCCAGCACAGCCGAGAAGCGGCGCAAAGUAAUCGGGCCUUCAUUACCACCACCCGCGGGACGGAUUGAAGACGACAACGACAACACAACCCCCAAUUCCGACGACGAUGACGAUGACGAUGACGAUUUCGGGCCUAGCCUGCCUCCACCGGUAGGCGCAUCGAUAUCUAAACCCUCAAUUGCCUCAACUACAGCCGCACAAAACCAGUCCGAAGCAAAAUCGGCACCGCAACCGCAACGGGACGCAUGGAUGCUUCUCCCUCCUAGCGCAGACGAUCGAUCGUCCCGGAUGGACCCUACAAAACUCCGGAGUCGGAAAUUCCAGACUGGUCGGUCAGCGGGAUCGUCUGCUCCGGGAGGGGUGGAUAGCAUUUGGACCGAGACGCCGGAGCAGAAGAUGAGACGGUUGCAGAAUGAGGCGAUGGGGAUUACUGUGGGUUCUUCUGGAUCUAGCGGAGGAGGUGAGGGUGUCUCGGCGCAGGAGGCGAAGAAGUCGCGUGCGAUGCGGGAGAAAAUAGAACGUUAUAAUGAGCAGAAGAGGAAGGAAGAUGCAGCGGCGCAGGGUGGUGAGGGGCGGAGUAAGAAGGAUGAAGAGGAGGAGGAUGAUCCGAGCGCGAGGGCUUUUGAUAAGGAGAAGGACAUGGCGUUGGGCUCGAAGUUGACGCACGCGCAGCGGAGGGAGAUGAUCAGUAAAGCGUCAGAUUUUGGGUCGAGGUUUACGACGGGGAAGUUUUUAUAAUCGAUCACUGUGUUUGGGGUCUUUCGGACGGUAAUAAGAGAAGUUGUGUACAAUAUAUGUGUGUAUGUAUAUAUAUACCCUAUGACUUUCAUGACUAUUUUUUGGAGCAGGAAGGAAAGGAUGGAAACAUUUGAGUUGGAAAUAUAUCAUUAUUAUUAUUAUUUUUUUUUUAGAUUCUAU